Molecule: messenger RNA, 852 nt
Organism: Scomber japonicus (chub mackerel)
Lineage: Eukaryota; Metazoa; Chordata; Actinopteri; Scombriformes; Scombridae
Gene: peds1a
Exons: 6
Coding region: 1-852 (283 amino acids)
Source: RefSeq, a predicted model, not a curated record
AUGGCGGCAUCGCUUCUCUCCGAGACCGACAUCAGGCACCGGUCCAUGGCGGAGGAGGAUCCGAACGGGAAUGAGCACGGGGCGGCUGCUCGUAGCUCGGCGCCUCGCUGGGGACCGCAGCACGCCGGGGCCCGGCAGCUUGCGAGGCUCUACUCUCCCGGUAAGCGGCUCCAGGAGUGGGUGUGCGUGAUUCUGUGCCUCUUCCUUUUCAUCAUCAACUUCUCCUUCCUCCUCCUGCACUUCUACACCGUUCACAUCUUCAAGAUCAUCCUCGGUAUCGUUCUAGGAAUAGUGACGGCAGACUUUGCAUCGGGGAUGGUACACUGGGGGGCGGAUACCUGGGGAUCUGUGGACAUCCCUGUUAUUGGCAAGGCAUUUAUUCGUCCGUUCAGGGAGCACCACAUCGAUCCAACCGCCAUCACUCGCCACGACUUCAUCGAAACCAACGGCGACAACUGUAUGAUCCCCAUCCUACCACUGGCUCACAUGGCCUACAAGUUCCUCACAUACACACCAGAGGCCUUGGCGGCGUCCUACCCUUGGGACUGCUACGUCUUUGCCCUGGCGGUUUUUGUGACGUUGACCAAUCAGAUUCACAAGUGGAGCCACUCCUACUUCGGCCUCCCGCGCUGGGUCACGCUGCUCCAGGACUGGCAUCUGGUAUUGCCACGGAAACACCACCGAAUCCACCACGUCUCGCCACACGAGACGUACUACUGUAUUACGACAGGCUGGUGUAACUAUCCACUGGACCAGCUGGGCUUUUGGAGACGGAUGGAGCGACUGAUCGAACGGCUGACGGGGCAAAAACCACGAUCAGAUGACAUGGCGUGGGCCAAGAAGACCGACUGA